Molecule: messenger RNA, 3317 nt
Organism: Xiphophorus maculatus (southern platyfish)
Lineage: Eukaryota; Metazoa; Chordata; Actinopteri; Cyprinodontiformes; Poeciliidae
Product: rho GTPase-activating protein 24-like
Exons: 9
Coding region: 191-2257 (688 amino acids)
Biological process (GO): activation of GTPase activity; negative regulation of ruffle assembly; negative regulation of Rac protein signal transduction
Cellular component (GO): focal adhesion
Molecular function (GO): GTPase activator activity
Source: RefSeq, a predicted model, not a curated record
UUAAUGGUGCGUCUCUUUCUAACCAGAAAUUGGUCUUUUUUUGUCAAAUGUACAAUCUCAAUUAUAGCGAUUAAGAAGGAUUCUUUAAGGGACUUGUGACCUAUUUUAUGUAUUAAUCCCUCUUUAAUUCUGUAAAAUACGUCCUCACUUUGGGUUGAGCAUCUCCAACCAGGCCAGAAGUGGUUGCAGCAUGGGACUCAGCUGCUUUAAGUCUUGGAAAUAUGACAGUACAGGCCACAAAGGUAACAGAGACGUGCUGGCCAGCCCAGGAUCCUAUUUCUUCCUAUCUAACAGCGCCGGUCAGGGUGACGAGUGGUUGAAGAGCCUCAACAAGGGAGUCUGGAUCCCUUUCACAGGGGUUUUUGGGCAACGCCUGGAGGAGACGGUGCUGUAUGAGCGUCGGUAUGGGGUGCGCUUGGUUCCCCUGGUGGUGGAGCAGUGUGUGACAUUCAUCCGUGAACGUGGUCUGCAUGAGGUGGGCUUGUUUCGCCAGCCUGGACGCGCCAGUCUGGUGAAAGAACUUCAGGAGGCUUUUGAUUCUGGUGAACGGCCGUCUUUUGACAGCAGGACAGACGUCCACACUGUGGCGUCACUGCUGAAGCUCUACCUCAGGCAGCUACCAGAACCUCUGGUUCCCUACAGCCACUACCAGGACUUUCUGCUCUGCGGUCAGAAGCUGCUAAGUGACCGUACAGUGGGUCUGGAGGAGUUGAAGAAUCUUCUUCAUGAGUUACCCGUCGCAAACUUCAACCUACUCAACUUUAUCUGCCAGUUUCUGAAUGAGGUCCAGAGCUGCUCCAGCAGUAAUAAGAUGAACGUCCAGAACCUGGCGACCGUGUUUGGACCAAACAUCCUUCGAGCCAAAGCUGAAGACCCACAAAGCAUCAUGGGAGCUGCAAACCUGGUCCAGGUGCUCAUGUCAGAGCUGAUCAGAGAACAUGAAUCUCUGUUUGCCAAGUUCCCUCCUUCUGCCUGCUUGCAUCCUUCUGCAACGCCUUUGAAGCAACCCCAUCUCCAGCCACCGCCCUGCCUUCGCCAGCUGUCUUUGCCUCUUAUUGCAGACCACUCCAGUGAAUCAGGACAACCAGCCGCACAUGCAGACCACACUAGUUGUAUCUUCUCUGCUGCUGGUAAAUCAGACUUGUUCUCUGGUCAGAAGAAACACCUUGGCCAUCGCUACACUUCCUCCCAUCCAGAGAACUGCUUCUACCCCUUGCCUUCUUCCAGUGAGUCCAUCAACCACCACCCUGGCAGGCACCAAGGAGAUUUUUACAAGUACCAUGCUGGGCAGGGUUCAUCUUCUGCAAAUGCUCAAGCCACAACAACCAACCCCCAGCUACAGGCUGAAAGCUCAAAUCGGGGGGCAAUGGGAUGGCAAUGCCAAGAAAAGGCAGCUUCUGCCUACUGGAGCUGUAGUGGAGCAGAGGAAGAGGCUGAUAUUCCUGAAGCAGCCAGUGGGGGGAGCAGUCAAGCACAGGAGGACAGUACACCCUCUGUCUAUGACAACCUGGACAGAGCCUCUUUGUCUCACACAUUGGAGAAUGUUCCUACUGAGAACUUUGAUUCAGAUUCUCUAGGAACCAAUGUUGGAAUGUGUAAAGCAGAGGUAGAUCGAGCGGAACUGGGGAAGGCAGGAGACUCCUCUUCCUCCUGGUCUUCCUGUGAAGUUCUACCAUUAGAUGAAAGCAAUGAUGACCUGGGGGUCAGUAGUCCUGAUAUCCCACCAAAGAGAUCCAGAAUGUUGCCUCUGAGUCAGAGAACAGAACAGGAAAUUUGUGAUAAAGAUGCUCAUGAUGGCAAUAGUGCCAAGCAACAUCCAAGCUCCUGGGCUUCCUGUUCUGUCAUCAGCAUCAGCCCUCUCAGCACAGGGAGCUCAGAGGUCUUCCUCCCCUCUGGGGCUCCAGAUCUCCAGGUUCAAGAGUCUCACGUAGAAUCGAGGGACCCUAAUUCUCUGCUGGCCAACCUGAGGCAGCAGAUGACUCAGCAGAAGGCAGAGUACCAAAACAGGAUUGAGAGGUUGGAGCGCUGCAAUGACGUCCUCGAACGGCAAGUUGCCGUUCUGCGACUCAGUCUGGAGCAGCAGAGGCGAAGCCAGAGCGUGGCGGAGAUCAAGAUCAGAAACAUGGAGCAAGCCAAGGCAGAUGCAGACCGCCGGAACACCACCCUUCAGAGGGAGAUGGAGCUGUUCUUCAGGACAUAUGGAGAAAUAAGGAGAAGAGGAGGAGAUCUGGGAAGAGCUGGCGGAGGAAGCAUCUGAAGACUGAAAGUUUUUCUCAGCAGGAGUGAAGAAGGGAAGAAAAAAAGCUGCAAUUAGCAUUGGACAGAUUAUGUCAAGAUGAGUUAAUGGUAUGAAAACAGAAACAAGAACAUCACGUUAGUGGAGGUUCACGUUAUUAAAGGUCAGGUCUGAUGGCAUUUUUUUUUUUAGAAAUUUGCCUUUAAAUCUCAAAUUAAUUCUUGUCUUCCUAGGCAACUCAGGCAGCACACUGAAGCCUGUGAUGUAAGACUGAGACUCAGUCAGUCCCAUGUGUCUCCAUGUGAUAAAGCAUCAGUUUUAUGUUCCACAUACAGUCAAAACUGUACGCCUUCAUUUACUCCAAAAAGCCCAGACUGACAGAAUGAUGUACGUGUCGGCGUGACCUGUUUGUUAAAACAGUUAACAUAUUGACAUUAAAGACCAUUUUGCUCUUUACAAAAUCGUGGUGGAAAUGAAAUAAGAUUCAUAAAUUAUAAUAUGUAAAACUAAAAUUAUUCCAACACUUUAUUCAUUUUGUUUUUAAGACAUCUUUAAGAAUUAUGAGUAAAUAUUUUUAGUUCCGCCUUUACUAAUUUAAGGGCACAUUUACAAAUCUAUAAGGUCCCAGAACUCCCAACAAAAAGCAGUAAAGAAUACACAACUACUGAACUUUAAAUAGGUGGGGGUCCACUGUUCAUUGAUUCAUUACUCACAGAUUCUUCAAAGGUUACUUUUGAUGAUUGUGGCCAAUGAAAACCCAAAUUGAGCUCAUUAGAAUGUCUUAUACUACAUUAAAUAAAUAAUAAAACUUGGUUAAAUGACAUAAAUGCUGACAUUCUGAUUUCUUGAGACGUGAAAGACCUGCACCUUUCAUAUCACAUCCACCUGGACUCUCAAUAUUUAUGUCGGCGCAUUGUCAUUUGAGACCUGAAACCACUGUUUUCCGCAUGAAAAAUCUUUUUUAAUAAAACCUAUUUUAAUCCACUUUCUUUUAUUAAUUAUUGCCAGUUAGUCUGACAUGAAUUAAAUGAAAACUGAAAGCAGGUCUCGUCGCAGGAGGAUGAGAUCUACUGUGAGCAAC